CCGCUCAGGGCAGCGGAGAGGGAAAGAAAUUCACUUCAAGCAGAGUAAAUCAAAAAUCUGGACCAAAAAAAAAAGAAUGGUGGCAACAUCAGAAUGUGGUGAAAAGGGUAAAUCCGGAAACAAGGUUUCAAAACCUCUCAUGGAGAAGAAGCGAAGAGCGCGGAUAAACCAGUGUCUGGACGAGUUGAAGUCGCUUCUGGAGAGCUACUACAGCAGCAGUAUUCGAAAGCGCAAGCUGGAGAAAGCCGACAUCUUAGAGCUCACGGUGAAACAUCUGAGGAGCCUCCAAAAGAUUCAGAGCAUUUCCGCCGGUGCUUCUGAGCUUCCUGAUUACCAGCUGGGCUUCCGGAACUGCCUGGCAAACGUCAACCAGUACCUGCUGCUGGCUGAUCACCUGAGCGGCAGUGAGCGCUGGGUGAUGUCGCAGCUCUCCAACAAGCUGUGUCGCUCUCGGCGGGGAGGUGAAGCGUCCAGCACCACGGACAGCGACCCGAGCCAACCUGAGGCGGCGGCGGAGGAGGAGGAGGAGGCGGCGGCGGCGGCGGGGAGGCUUCGGCUGCCGAGCGCAAAUGGACACGAAGGAGAGAGGAACCCGACCAGAUCUGUAAUACCGAAACUCCGAACGGCUCUCACGGUUUCCUCUUUAGCCAUCGAAGACACGAACAAGUUAUUUGACGCCAAACAGACCCGUGUUUUAGCGCAGAAAGCUCCCACGGGAAACAUAGAGACGCAAAGCAGCCGUCACCCUGAGUGCGCCAGUCCGCGGCUUGACGCUGGGAACACGGAGCGCCAUGUGUGGCGGCCCUGGUGAAGCCGAUGGGGAAACUCACUCACUGAAUGUUUAUGAUUGCACUGGAUAUUUUCACCACUGUGUUAUUAAGCUCACUUAUGUAUUAUUUUAUUAAUA
Molecule: messenger RNA, 907 nt
Organism: Xiphophorus couchianus (Monterrey platyfish)
Lineage: Eukaryota; Metazoa; Chordata; Actinopteri; Cyprinodontiformes; Poeciliidae
Gene: hes3
Product: hairy-related 3
Exons: 4
Coding region: 77-811 (244 amino acids)
Molecular function (GO): protein dimerization activity
Source: RefSeq, a predicted model, not a curated record